GUCAAAAACAGUCACGUGAUCUAAACCGGGCGUUACAUUUCCAAUGUGAGCUCUUGUCUUGCGUGUGAGAGGCGAAGCUACGAUUCGGUGUCGGUUCCCAGGAUUUAGUGAACAUCCGGCUAGCCGACUACAUCAUCUAACCAUGCCAAAAGCAAAAGAGGCGUUGUCUUCCUCAUCAGCAAGUGAGUCUGACAGUGAAGCUGAAACAAAGGCCAAGAGGAAGAAGGCAACUAAAGUGGAGAAACCUGCUAAGAAGCAGAAGGGUGGAGAGAGCUCCAAGCCAAGCGGCUCUUCCAAGAGCGAUAACGAUGCUGGUGACAACAUGUUUCAGAUUGGGAAGUUACGAUAUGUCACAGUCAGAGAUUUCAGAGGAAAGGUGCUAAUUGACGUUAGAGAAUACUGGAUGGACCAAGCAGGUGAAAUGAAACCUGGCAAAAAAGGUAUCUCACUGAACCCAGAGCAGUGGAACCAGCUGAAGGAACAAAUGUCGGACAUCGACGAUGCAAUAAGAAGAUUAUAAAAUUUAUCAGUGUUUUGUUGGGAGGGCUGGGUGUUUUUAAGAGUUCUUUGGCAUCUGGACUCUGGGUUAAAAAAAAAAAAAAGUUUUGUGAAAAAAUGAUUGCUUUGUUUUUGUAGGGUUUUUUCUUCAAAUUGCCAGGGAUACACCAAUCCUAAUCCUUGUAUUUAUUAUUAUUAUUUUUUUUUUUUUUUUGCUAUUUAUUUUCAAUGUGAGAUCAAUAUGCUCUCAAAAGCAUCAGAUGAUACACAACCACUCAGUUGAUGAUUUUUUUUUUAUUUUAUUAUUUACUUAAUUCUUUCGGUAAGCGCCUGUUGCCAGGUUAUGCAAGACAUUACAGACACAGUAUUCGAGUAUGAAACGUGUGUGUGUCAAUCAGUGUAACAUUCUUUAUGGCAUAAAAUACAUCAGUGGCUCAGACUGAAGAAUAUCAGAUCCUUACCCAGUGUUUUAAGCCAGUACGGGACCGAUAGCACUUCGGGUUGGUGUAUCCCUGGUGAAUGCAGUUUAGUUGAAGUGAAGUGUUGUUGUUUUUUUUUUUGUUUUUUUUUUGGUGAUGUUCAAAAUACAAACCUGCUGCUUAUUGUUUGUAAUAGAUAGUCGAAAGUCCACAACAGAUAAACACUGCUUUGGGAAUUAAAUUUGUUCUACUGUUCUUUAUACUUUAUUUAAUAUAUGUAAUAAAGGACACACUGUGUACUUGGGUGGUUUCACAA
Messenger RNA from Tachysurus vachellii, 1233 nucleotides. RefSeq names its product SUB1 regulator of transcription b (gene sub1b). Lineage: Eukaryota; Metazoa; Chordata; Actinopteri; Siluriformes; Bagridae. The transcript has 5 exons. Gene Ontology annotation, molecular function: DNA binding; transcription coactivator activity. Gene Ontology annotation, cellular component: transcription regulator complex; nucleus. The record is from RefSeq and is a predicted model, not a curated record. Bases 143 to 520 code for a protein of 125 amino acids. Gene Ontology annotation, biological process: positive regulation of transcription initiation by RNA polymerase II.